GCCGGGGCGGGGAGAGGGGGUGGGGCGGGGGCCGCGGCGCCGGGACUCCAUUAGCCCCGGCGGGAGGCUCCGCUCCUCUCAGAACAGCUACGCGGGCGCCACUGGCCUCGCCUUUUGCCGCGGGAGCCGGGCGGGAGGAGCACGGAAGGAGCCAUGGCUCUGGACGGGAUAAGGAUGCCAGAUGGCUGCUACGCGGACGGGACGUGGGAGCUGAGCGUCCAUGUCACGGACCUGAACCGUGAUGUCACCCUGAGAGUGACCGGGGAGGUGCACAUCGGAGGGGUGAUGCUGAAGUUGGUGGAGAAACUCGAUGUAAAAAAAGACUGGUCAGACCACGCCCUCUGGUGGGAGAAGAAGCGAACCUGGCUGCUCAAGACACACUGGACCCUGGAUAAGUACGGGGUCCAGGCCGACGCCAGGCUGCAGUUCACCCCCCAGCACAAACUGCUCCGCCUGCAGCUCCCCAACAUGAAGUACGUGAAGGUGAAGGUAAACUUCUCUGACCGAGUCUUCAAAGCUGUGUCUGACAUCUGCAAGACGUUCAAUAUAAGACACCCUGAAGAACUUUCUCUCUUAAAAAAACCCAGAGAUCCCACAAAGAAAAAAAAGAAAAAGCUAGAUGACCAUUCUGAAGACGAAGCGCUUGAGUUGGAAGGACCUCUUAUCACUCCUGGAUCAGGAAGCAUAUACUCAAGCCCGGGGCUUUACAGCAAGACAAUGACGCCCACGUACGAUGCUCACGAUGGGAGCCCCUUGUCACCAACCUCUGCCUGGUUUGGCGACAGUGCCCUGUCAGAAGGCAAUCCUGGGAUACUUGCUGUCAGUCAGCCAGUACCAUCACCAGAAAUACUGGCAAAAAUGUUCAAGCCUCAAGCUCUUCUUGAUAAAGCAAAAACCAACCAAGGGUGGCUUGACUCCUCCAGGUCCCUCAUGGAGCAAGACGUGAAGGAGAACGAGGCGCUGCUGCUCCGCUUCAAGUACUACAGCUUUUUUGAUUUGAAUCCAAAGUAUGACGCCAUCAGAAUCAAUCAGCUGUACGAGCAGGCCAAAUGGGCUCUGCUCCUGGAAGAGAUUGAGUGCACGGAAGAAGAGAUGAUGAUGUUCGCAGCCUUGCAGUAUCAUAUCAAUAAGCUGUCAAUCAUGACAUCAGAAAAUCAUUUAAACAACAGUGACAAAGAAGUUGACGAAGUUGAUGCUGCCCUUUCCGACCUGGAGAUCACCUUGGAAGGCGGGAGAACGACAACCAUUCUGGGUGACAUUACUUCAAUUCCAGAACUUGCUGACUAUAUUAAAGUUUUCAAGCCCAAAAAGCUGACCUUAAAAGGGUACAAGCAGUACUGGUGCACUUUCAAAGACACAUCCAUCUCCUGCUAUAAGAGCCGAGAGGAGUCCAGUGGCACACCCGCACAUCAGAUGAACCUCAGAGGAUGUGAAGUUACCCCCGAUGUAAACAUUUCAGGCCAGAAAUUCAACAUAAAACUCCUAAUUCCAGUUGCAGAAGGCAUGAAUGAAAUCUGGCUUCGUUGUGACAAUGAGAAGCAGUACGCACACUGGAUGGCAGCUUGCAGACUAGCCUCCAAAGGCAAGACCAUGGCCGACAGCUCCUACAACCUAGAAGUCCAGAACAUUCUAUCCUUCCUGAAGAUGCAGCAUAUGAACCCAGACCCCCAGUUGAUUCCUGAGCAGAUCACAACCGACAUCAAUCCCGAGUGCCUGGUGUCCCCUCGCUACCUGAAGAAAUAUAAGAGUAAACAGAUCACAGCAAGAAUCUUGGAGGCCCAUCAGAAUGUAGCCCAGAUGAGUCUGAUCGAAGCCAAGAUGAGAUUCAUUCAAGCCUGGCAGUCUCUGCCCGAGUUUGGCAUCACGCACUUCAUCGCGAGGUUUCAAGGCGGCAAGAGAGAGGAGCUUAUUGGAAUCGCAUACAACAGACUGAUCCGGAUGGACGCCAGCACGGGGGACGCCAUCAAGACAUGGCGGUUCAGCAACAUGAAACAGUGGAACGUCAACUGGGAGAUCAAAAUGGUGACUGUGGAGUUUGCAGACGAGGUCCGGCUGUCCUUCAUCUGUACUGAAGUAGACUGCAAGGUCGUCCAUGAGUUCAUCGGUGGCUACAUCUUCCUCUCUACUCGUGCGAAAGACCAAAACGAGAGUUUAGAUGAGGAAAUGUUCUACAAGCUCACCAGUGGCUGGGUGUGA
This is a messenger RNA of Acomys russatus (golden spiny mouse), 2196 nucleotides long. RefSeq names its product FERM domain containing kindlin 2 (gene Fermt2). Lineage: Eukaryota; Metazoa; Chordata; Mammalia; Rodentia; Muridae. The record is from RefSeq and is a predicted model, not a curated record. Bases 154 to 2196 code for a protein of 680 amino acids. Gene Ontology annotation, cellular component: focal adhesion; extrinsic component of cytoplasmic side of plasma membrane. Gene Ontology annotation, molecular function: integrin binding. Gene Ontology annotation, biological process: integrin-mediated signaling pathway; cell-matrix adhesion. The transcript has 15 exons.